GGAGACGUCACAUGGAGAGAAGCAGUAGCUGCUCCACCACUAAUCACAUAUCAUUAACAUAACUAGCUAGUGCAAGCUAACACAGCCUGCUACACAACUCGCCUUUGAUCUACCACACAUCCGGAAUUGCAAAUUUGCACGAACGAAACGGAAGAUUCGUAGACGGUGUAAAACGAGAAACACCACUACGGUCACAUACAGUUAUCGUGGCCUCUUUUUUGCAUCUUUGCAGGCUAUUUGGUUAGCUAGCAAAGCCACCGAUAGCAAACUCUGCCUUGGCUAGCGUCAGGCUAGCCAGCUAGCUAGCUAGCUACUAACAUCGGUAACGGUAGUUAGCUAGCUAGCAAGCUGUAGUAACUUGCGUCAUGGAGGAAUUAGUCGUGGAAGUGAGGGGAACAAGUGGGGCCUUUUAUAAGGCCUUUGUGAAGGACGUUCACGAAGGAGCGGUCACAGUGGCAUUUGAAAACAAUUGGCAGCCAGAGCGCCAGAUCCCGUUCCAGGAUGUUCGUUUCCCUCCUCCAACAGGGCUCUGCAAGGAUAUCAAUGAGAACGAUGAGGUCGAGGUGUAUUCCAGGGCUAACGACAAGGAGCCAUGUGGAUGGUGGCUGGCCAAGGUUCGCAUGGUCAAAGGAGAGUUUUACGUAAUAGAGUACGCUGCAUGCGACGCGACACUAAAUGAGAUAGUGACGCUGGAGCGGUUACGGCCAGUCAACCCGAAUAAACCAGCCACCAAAUCCACCUUCAUCAAGAUCAGACUGGAUGUUCCUGAGGAUCUACGGCAGAUGUGCUCCAAGGAGUCGGCCCACAAAGACUUUAUAAAGGCAGUCGGAGCGUUCGAUGUCACCUACGACUCGGAGAAAAAGCAGCUGGUCAUUUUGUCGGUGAAUGAGGUCACGACAAGGCGGGCCAACAUGAUGAGUGACAUGCACUUCAGGAGCCUCCGCACCAAACUGUCACUCAUGCUGAGGAACGAAGAGGCCAACCGACAGCUGGAGAGUUCCAGACAGCUGGCGUCACGGUUCCACGAACAGUUUGUGGUCCGCGAUGAUCUCAUGGGUCUGGCCAUCGGGACUCACGGGGCCAACAUUCAGCAGGCGCGCAAAGUCCCCGGGGUCACUAACAUAGAUCUGGAUGAGGAGACGUGCACCUUCCACAUAUACGGAGAGGACCAAGAGGCUGUCCGUCUGGCGAGGUGUUUCCUGGAGUUCUCUGAAGAUGUCAUCAAAGUUCCCCGGAACUUAGUAGGGAAGGUGAUUGGCAAAAACGGCAAGCUGAUCCAGGAGGUGGUGGAUAAGUCUGGGGUGGUUCGAGUUCGUAUUGAGCCAGAUAACGACAAGAAGCCCCUAGCAGCAGCGGCCGCAGCAGCAGCAGCGGCAGCUAUAGACGAGGGAAUGGUGCCAUUUGUAUUUGUGGGGACCAAGGAGAGCAUCUCCAACGCUACAGUUCUACUGGACUAUCACCUUAACUACCUUAAGGAAGUGGAUCAGCUUCGUCUGGAGCGUCUUCAGAUCGAUGAGCAGCUGAGACAGAUCGGAGGUGGAGGGGGUGGAGGAGGGACGGGGCCCCGGAACAUCAAAGACAAAACCUACGUGUUCGAUAACGGCAUGGGGAUGGGGAGAGGAGCAGCAGGAGCUGGAGGGAAGCCCUACGGAGGAGGGGGAGGAAGAGGUGGCAGAGGGCGGAGAGGAGGAGGAGCGGCCUUCGCCUCAGGCACCAACUCAGAGGCAUCCAACGCUUCUGAGACGGAGUCGGACCACAAAGACGAGCUCAGUGAUUGGUCGCUGGCCCCCACCGAAGAGCUGAUGACAGGAGGCGGGACCCUGCCCAGGCGGACAGAUGGGAGGAGGAGACCAGGCGGAGGAGGGCUGCGGGGACGAGGGGGGAGAGGAAGAGCAGGGUAUAAAGGUGACGACAUGCAGUGGAGCGAGCCCAGGCCUCGUCACAUCAGAGACCCCAAGACCAGAGCGCAGGAAGAGACUCUACAGAUCCGCGUGGAUGGUAACAACGAGCGCAGCGUGCAGCACUCCUCAGGGGGGCGAGGAGGAGGAGGAGGAGGGCCUUCCUCCUCCCUGGUUGGCAACAUGGCCGGGGGCGAGGGCCCGCCUCGACAUCACCACCCGAGACCCAUCAGAGACCGAGGGCUGAAGAAGGACAAACAGGACGCUCCGCCGCUGGUGAACGGAGUGUCGUAGAUGCACCACUGGAGGACCUUAGCACUUAGACACACACACACACACACACACACACACACACACACACACACACACACACACACACACACACACACACACACACACACACACACACACAGGCAAACCAUUGUAGAAUCUCUCGCUUUUUCUUUCUCUGUCUUUGUCAUGAAUACACAUAUCUCAUCAGCAUGGAGUCGGAGUUUACUGUAGUGCAGAGUAUCUGCUGGUCCGCUCUGAGGUCUUUAAACCUUUUGCUCCGGUUUGUUCCCGACUGAUCUUCUCUGGACUGACAAGUAAAAGAAACAGUACUUUUUGGACAAAAGGAAAAGAAGAGAAGCUCAUCUCUCACGGAGGCAUUAACCCAAACGUGCACCCUUUGCUUGUUUUGUUUUUUAAAUCAACUGAAUUUAUUGGGUGAUGAAUGAAUAAUUUUUUACCCACUGCCCUGUUUGGACUUUCUCACACCUGAAACAAAUGAAUUAAGGAAGCAAUUGGUGAAACAAGAAACAGAAUUAGACAGCAGCAGAAAUAUGGGUUCCUACAAUUUGAAAACAUAUUUUGACUGCACACUUUUUAUCGUCGGGGUGAUCUGGCAGCACAGUUUUAAAGGGGUGGCUUGACCUCUUUCCCACAGGUUGAGAAAUCGUGUUUUUGUUUCUCUAAAUUGCAAAAAAUAUACUUUCGAAUUCAACAGAUACAUUUCAAAAUACAAAAUAUUUUUCACUUCUAUAUUUGGGAAACUGAGCUUUCAGGCGGGGAGAUGUUUGUAGAUAGAUGUUUUUUUUGGGUAGUCAUUUGAACCCUGCACUUGAGCAGGUUACAUCUGUCUGGGAUCAGCAGUAGAAAGGAGUUCAUAUGUCCAUAUGUAAGGAUGACAUGUGAGCAGGUAUGCAUGGGCAACACAUGCUUAUCUCAUUGUCUGAGUCAUCUGUUUUGUUUCCUGUUGCCAAGAUGAUGUAAAAUUCCUUCAGUUUCUUGGACCAAGCAUGAAUAGUAAGCAAACCAAUGGGGAAACGUAAAUCUGAGGCACUUUGAUGCAACUUCACUGUAAAAAAAAAAAGCUUUCACAGAAGCGAACAUACUAACUCCUUAGAGUCUUAAACAGGGUACACAAUGUCAUGCACUGCUGUAUAUUUCAAAAAGAAUAUGGGACAAGGAAAUGUGACCAACAGUGACUGGGAAUCCGCAAAAAAGACAUAAGCAAUUGUCAGAAGUGUACUAUACCAAAUAACAUUUUGAAGUAGUCUGCAUGAAGACCAACACAUGUGUUUAUUUCCCAAUACAAGCUGUAAGUGACACCAGAAAGCUCACAGUGAAACUAGGAACCUUGAUCAACCAUCCAACUAUGUAAUAUUAAUCAUUUCUGAAAAUAUAAACAGGGAUAUUUUUGAGAUUCAAUGAGCUGUUGAGAUGAUGCUGCUCUAAAGGCGCCAGAGAAAAACAAAAAUAUACCACGGAGUCCCGGACUGAUGGAUGUUCUAUGUGAUUGGAAUUGGCAUUAAAGAAUCAAACAAAUAACUACACAGAGUAGCUUCUGCAAAUCUCAACACUGAUGAAAGGAUUCUAAAUUCAGCAUACAUAAACAGGUCAAACCUGUACAAUCGUUAAGGAACAGUGACUCAUGACUAAUGCCUUAACAAUGGUCAUGAAUAAUGCUUUGUGGUUCAACGAAUCCAACAGUCCUGGUGCAUUAAUGUCUCGGCUGUUCCCACUUGUUCCCAGCAGCUCUUGACUCCAGCUUUUUGAAUGCUUCUCAUUUGGAGCGAGGCCGUUGCUUUGCCUCCGGUAUUGCGUCUUUCUCGAGAACAGUUAAUCCAAACAACUUCUCAACACUUAGCUUUCAGUUAUUCUGACCCCAUAAAAAGGCCAAGAUACACACUUUCUCGCCAUGUUUACAAAACUGGAACAUGUUAAUAUCCGCUUCCUUGAUUUGGAUCCACUGUUAAUCUCAUGGGUUACUUCUUGACACAUUUACAUCUCUUACAACCCUUAAAUGUCAUGUAAGUCUGGCCUGUAGUUUUUUUGUAACCCUGCUGACAAACAAACUGAGACGGCGUCUCAAUAAACUCACACUUCACACGGCACAUCCUUGGCUAGUCAGAAAUACGCUGGCCAAGUGGGAAGCCAAUCAGAUUAAAGGUUUUGGAGAAAAAUUGAAGGACUAAAAAAAAGAGUCCUUCAAUGUUGGUUAAAUACUCAUAAUCUCAUACAAGACUGAUGAGUGAGACACUUCACAGGGAGGGCUGAUGCUAAACUUGAUGUCGUUCCUCAAACUUACUUUUAACUUUCAGACAAACCUGAUCAGGUUGCAGGACUGUGACAUGUAGAGCUCCUGUCACCUGAUCACACAAGCUUUUCUUUAAUUUAUGAAACCUUUGUAUCUAACCUUCUUGUUUUGCAGUUAGAAAAAACCUGUUUGAAGUAUUACUGUAGAAGAAACAACGGUUCAUUGAGUUAUUCCUUGACAAAAUAAAAAUUUGGUGUAAGUUUUA
Messenger RNA from Gymnodraco acuticeps, 4684 nucleotides. It is a transcript of the gene fmr1, whose product is annotated as FMRP translational regulator 1. NCBI's taxonomy places the organism in Eukaryota, Metazoa, Chordata, Actinopteri, Perciformes, Bathydraconidae. Gene Ontology annotation, biological process: regulation of dendritic spine development; regulation of mRNA stability; regulation of filopodium assembly. Gene Ontology annotation, cellular component: axon; neuronal ribonucleoprotein granule; neuronal cell body. The coding region runs from base 366 to 2192 and encodes 608 amino acids. Gene Ontology annotation, molecular function: mRNA 3'-UTR binding; protein homodimerization activity; translation regulator activity. The record is from RefSeq and is a predicted model, not a curated record. The transcript is spliced from 15 exons.